This is a messenger RNA of Lepus europaeus (European hare), 2998 nucleotides long. RefSeq names its product transforming acidic coiled-coil containing protein 3 (gene TACC3). Gene Ontology annotation, cellular component: cytoplasm. Gene Ontology annotation, biological process: cell population proliferation; cerebral cortex development; mitotic spindle organization. The transcript has 16 exons. The record is from RefSeq and is a predicted model, not a curated record. The coding region runs from base 681 to 2915 and encodes 744 amino acids. NCBI's taxonomy places the organism in Eukaryota, Metazoa, Chordata, Mammalia, Lagomorpha, Leporidae.
CACUUCUGAUCCAGCUCCCUGCUGAUGGGCCCGGGAAGGUGGUGGCAGAGGCCCAAGCACAUGGCCCUGCCAUCCACGGGGGAGACGGGAUCGAGUUCCAGGCUCCUGGUGUCAGCCGCUGGGGAGUGAGCAGCGUUUAGAAGAUCUUUCUCUGUUCCCCCUCAUCCUCUCCUGGUAGCUCUGCCCUUAAGGAAGUAGAAGUGAGAGCUCAGGACUGCUUUAGAUGGAAAGGGGCUGGAGCUGUGGCACAGCGGGUAAAGCCCCCACCUGCAGUACCGGCAUCCCAUAUGGGUUCUGGUUCGAGUUCUGGCUGCUCCACUUCUGAUCCAGCUCUCUGCUAUGGCCUGGGAAGGCAGUGGAAGGUGGCCCAGGUCCUUGGACCCCUGCACCCACAUGGGAGACCCAGAGGAAGCUCCUGGCUCUUGGCUUUGGAUCGGCACAGCUCCGGCCAUUGCAGCCAUCUCUCUCUCUCCCUCCCUCUUUUUCUCUCUCCCUCUCUCUCUCUCUCUCUGUGUAACUCUGACUUUCAAACAAAUAAAUCUUUAAAAAAAAAAAAGUAAAAAGUGUGUCCUCUUAGUGACCCGCAUGGAGCUGGUAGGAGCGGAGUCUUCUAGAACCUUCUGGACCUCUCUGAAGGUCCUCGUGUGUGUGAACGCCGGGACACCCUCUCAGCAGCUGGAAUGAGUCUGCAGAUCUUAACGGACGAGAACGUCGGCAGCGACAAAAGCCCACAAAACUGCGACUUCCUGUUUUCACCACCGGAAGUUACCGGAAGGUCGUCUGUUCUCCGCCUGUCCCAGAAGGAAAAUGUACCGCCCAAGAACCUGGCCAAGGCCACGAAGGUGACCUUCCAGACACCUGCGCGGGACCCACAGACGCACAGGGUCCUGACGCCUAGUGUGACCAGUAAGCUGGAGGCCCCUUCUGCCCUGGAUGGCGGCGCUGGACCUGAAAACCCUCUCAGCGGGACGCAGAAAGAGAACCAGCAGCUCCCCAAGGAAGCGGGCCCCGGCGCAGCCAGCGGACCUCUCCAGAGGCCAGCAGUGGCCACGACAGCCGCUCCUGCGGGGCACGUGAGCUCAGCCGUCCUGCGGGGCAGUGCCUCGAGCCCCCCCUGCAGCCCGGGACGUUCAGCAAGCCAGACGGUGUCCCCAGGGCCGGGACCCAGCAGCCCUGGGCGGCACUGCUCAGAGGAACGCAUGGCCGCCAGCACUAGCGUCCCAGGCCAGCCUCCGGGGAUGGCGGCCCGACCCGCGCCAGAGACCCCGCCCAGGGCCUCACAGGGAGGCUCCCACGAUGCUCUCUGCAUGCCGUGGCCCACGUCUGCCUCGCCUCUCAGCACAGGUCCUAGAGAACCACACGGGGUGCCGCUCGUCUCCCUCACAGGCCUGCCUGGGGGGAACCCGGCUCACCGUGACGACAGAGCCCCUCCCCCUGCGGGCACCACACCGGUGGACCCCCUGCAGGCCGGCGGGGCCACAGCCCCAAGUCCUCACAAGGGACAGGCCCCUGGGACUGCACUCGGCACACUGGGACAGGACCUCCCUGGCGAGGCCAGCAGCAGCAUGGCGCCCUUGCAAGGAGAGAGGCCCGAGGGGAGGCAGGUGCAGGCCGAGCCUGCACCCCCGGGCUCUCCCCACCUCGGCCGGGAGGAGCCGCCUGGCCCGAACCUCAGCCCCGAGGCUGAUGGCACAGAGGCCCUGCCCCAAGAGAGCCCUGAGGCUGGACGGCCGGAUAUGGGGCCUGUGGCUGCCGAGCCCUCGCCCCCGAGCCAGCAGCCAUGUGCGGCUUCGGUGGGCGACACACCUGAGGUACAGACGGCAGCCGAGACCCCGGGAGCAGGAGAUGAGCAGGGAACCCGGGAGUCCCCCAGCACGCCGACGUCCGGGAGCUGUCCAGGCGGGGGGCCCGCAGCCCUGGAGCUGGAGGAGGAGAGCUUCAGAGACCCCGCCGAGGUCCUAGGUACCGGGGCGGAGAUCGAUUACCUGGAGCAGUUCGGGACCUCCUCGUUCAAGGAGUCGGCCCUGAGGAAGCAGUCCUUGUACCUGAAGUUCGAUCCUCUCCUGAGAGACAGCCCUGUGCGGCCCGUGCCGCUGGCCACGGCCGCGGAGGCGGACAGCACGCAGGUUGCCGCUGAGCCCCCAGGGGGCCCGCUGAACGCGCUGCUCGUGGACCUGGACCUCGGGGGAGCCCUGCCUGUCCCUGUGAGCGCGUCGGUCCCCCUGGAGCCACAGGUGCCGGCCCCACCCCCGUGUGUCCUGGAGCCCAGCUGUCCACCCCUGCCCGUGGGGCCCAUCGUGGACAUGCUGCAGUACAGCCAGCGAGACCUGGACGCCGCAGUGCAGGCGGCGCAGGAGGAGAACCUGGAGCUGAGGAGCCGGUGUGAGGAGCUCCACACCAAGAACCUGGAGAUGGGGAAGAUCAUGGACGGGUUUGAGGGGAUCGUGUACCAGGCCAUGGAGGAGGUCCAGAAGCAGAAGGACGCUGCCAGAGCGGAAGUCCAGAAGGUUCUGAAGGAGAGGGACCAGCUCGCCGCGGACCUGAGCUCCACGGAGAAGUCCUUCUCCGACCUCUUCAAGCGCUUCGAGAAGCAGAAGGAGGUGAUCAGCGGCUACCGCAAGAACGAGGAGUCGCUGAAGAAGUGCGUGGAGGACUACGUGGCGCGGGUGGAGAAGGAAGCCCAGAGGUACCAGGCGCUGAAGGCCCACGCCGAGGAGAAGCUCAAGCUGGCGAGCGAGGAGAUCGCCCAGGUCCGCAGCAAGGCCCAGGCGGAGGCCUUGGCCUUCCAGGCGAGCCUGAGGAAGGCACAGAUGCAGAUCCAGUCGCUGGAGAAGACUGUGGAACAGAAGGUGAAGGAGAAUGAGGAGCUGACCCGGAUCUGUGACGACCUCAUCUCCAAGAUGGAGAAGAUCUGAGCCCCGCUGCUGCUUUUAGCCGGUUUCUGUAGUUGCUGAAUAAAGUUCCCCUUAGGUUGCUGUGGGCUGUCGCCGUCUGGAUU